AUGAGACAUGAGGUUGGUGACACUCGAAAACUCUACCAACUUAUCGGUCAAGUUAGCGGUAAGCCCUCUGCACUGAGCAACUCUGUUCGCGAAGUGAACGGUGGUUUUAUUGCCGACAACUCAGCCAAAGUCGAGCGCUGGCGUGAACACUUUGAGCACCAUCUCAACUUCGAUACCCAACCUACCUCGCCCUUGCUCUCCUCUACAGCGGAGUUUCUUCCCUCUCCCACCUGUGCAGUGCCAUGCGACCUGCCCUCUGAAGGAGAAGUCGUCGAUGCCAUACGUAAGUUAUGCAAAAAAAGGCAUCCGGGGAGGACGGGAUACCCGCUGAAAUCUUCAAGUCGUGUGUCGACACUCUGGCGCCCUGGCUCCAUGAGGUGAUUGAACGAGCGUGGAGAGACGAGGUUGUUCCUGAUGACUGGGGCUUAGGCAUCCUUGUACCUAUCCUCAAGAAGGGAGAUAAGACGAGAUGCGAGAACUACCGCGGCAUAAGUCUCAUCGAUGUUGCUGCUAAGAUCUUCGCUAUUGUCCUACUCAGGCGAUUCCAGGCUGUGCGUGACUCAUGGACGAGGCCCAACCAAGCCGGAUUUCGUGCUGGACGUGGAUGCGCAGGCCAGAUAUUCACACUGAGACGCAUUCACGAAUUUCACCAUUGCUACCAGCAACCGACGGCCGUCUGCUUAAUUGAAUUUGCCGCCGCGUUCGAUUUCGUUCAUCGUGAGUCCCUGUGACGUAUAAUGGCGCUAGAUGGUGUACCGGAAAAAAUAAUCACCAUGAUCAAGGCCUAUUAUCGCUCCACUAUUGCAUGAGUCCUGGUCUGCAACAAUCUUUCCCAACCGUUUGUUAUUCGGUCUGGCGUUUGACAAGGUUGUAUCCUGUCGCCCAUUCUGUUCAACUAUGCUAUUGACUGGAUCCUCGGGAGGGCCCAACACGAGGGUGACGGCGUUGAGUUUGCACCCGGACACCGACUGACUGAUCUUGACUAUGCCGAUGAUAUUGUCUUACUUGCUUCAAGUUUUGGUGAUCUGCAGUCUAUGGUGUCACGGGUGAACGAGGUCGCUAAAUCGGUCGCUUUAUCCAUAAACGCUGAGAAAACUAAAGUGUUUUCGAACUGCAUCCCUGACCAGGAGAAGGCACCCCUCGAGAUUGAUGGCUGUCAACUUCAAGAAGUAGACAGUCUUAAAUACCUCGGGGCGAGGCUGCUGCCUAAUGGACAGAAUAAGGACGACAUUUUCUCCCGAAUUGAUGCUGCCAGCUGGGUUUUCCCAAGCCUUCAGAAAAGCCUAUGGAUCCGACGUGACCUCACCAUCGCCACGAAGAUUCGCGUGUACCGUGCAUCUGUCCGGUCUGUCCUUCUCUACGGUUGCGAAUGCUGGGCCUUGCGCGUGGAGGACGAGCGAAAACUGGGGGUAUUUGACCACCACUGCUUGAGGACCAUCCUUCGAGUUAAAUUCACUGACUUCGUCUCAAAUGAGACAGUCCGCGCUCGCUGCGACAACAUCGCAAGUAUAACUCAGGCCAUCCGAGAAAGACGACUGAGGUGGUUCGGGCAUGUUCUUCGUCGUCCACCUCAGGAGCUCAGUGUUACUGCCCUCGAUCCGGCACUGUUGCCAUAUUGGAGGCGUCGAAGAGGGGGUCAGUUCAAAACCUGGCUCGACACAGUCCGUCAAGACAUGGAGGGACCUCUUGGACCUUCGGUAUUCGGUCUCCGUCGUGGGCGAAGGGAAUGGGUUGAGCUGUCCAGAUCUGCCACCGCGGACAGUCACGCGUGGAGAGGUACAGUUCUUGACAUCAUUGAGGCCGGUUAG
Messenger RNA from Spirometra erinaceieuropaei, 1808 nucleotides. The record is from the annotation of a GenBank genome assembly. NCBI's taxonomy places the organism in Eukaryota, Metazoa, Platyhelminthes, Cestoda, Diphyllobothriidea, Diphyllobothriidae.